This is a messenger RNA of Fusarium keratoplasticum, 1332 nucleotides long. RefSeq names its product DUF3533 domain-containing protein. The coding region runs from base 1 to 1332 and encodes 443 amino acids. The record is from RefSeq and is a predicted model, not a curated record. The transcript has a single exon. NCBI's taxonomy places the organism in Eukaryota, Fungi, Ascomycota, Sordariomycetes, Hypocreales, Nectriaceae. Gene Ontology annotation, cellular component: membrane.
AUGUCCGACAACACUAUCCGGCAGUCCUCCCCUGAGCCAACACUACACGACGACUUGGGCAUGUCAAGUCCUGCAAGACAGGGCAUCAACGCGCCAGAAUGGCGUCAGAAGAGGGUCAUGGCCGUCAAGGUCCUGAUGGGCGUCAUGGUGGCCAUCCUCGUUGUCUUCCUUGCCGACCUUUCAUACCUUUUCGGUGCAUCCUUCAAAGUAAAUGAUCGAGUAUCGGCACUUAACAUCCUCGUUGUUGAUUACGAUGGUGGCCCUAUUGGAGAGUCAGUCUCAACUGCCUACCAAGGUCUGCAGAGCCGCAAAUUCCCAUCCCUCGACUUUCAAUCGUCUUCCAACUACCCCGACCCUGAAGAUGUGAGGCACAGCGUGUGCAAGGCCGAUUACUGGGGAGCCGUCUUUGUCCACAAGGGCGCCUCUGACCGUCUUGCUGCUGCCAUCGAAGGCGGCUCUGCAGCCCAGAACUACGACCCCACGGACAGUGUGACAUUCAUCUACAACAGCGCCAGAUACCCAACCACAGCAUCUGGAUACCUCGUCUCCAACUUCCAAUCCCUCCUCGGCGCCAUGCGAGGUGGCUACUACCGAACAAAGGAAGGCCAAGCCGCCUUUGGCAACGUCAACAGCAGCGAUCCCGCCGCCAUCCAAGCCUACCUCAACCCCAUUCAGGGAGCCCCCGACGUGAUCCGUCCUACGAACCAAGCCGCGAGAAACCUCUACAACACCAUCAACAUCGUCAUGGCUAUUCUGGGCCAGUUCUUCUACGUUCUCGCCAUGAACGGCAUCUUUGACAGCUUUGGCAUUCACAAGAGCAUGCGCAUCAGCCACGUCUACGUGAUGCGAUUCAUCACCGGCAAGGUCUUUUCGAUGCUGUUCGCCAUCGUUGUUACUGGAUAUAUCUGGGCUUUCCGUGAGGAUUGGGGUGUCAACGGCGGACACUGGGCUCUCACGUGGUUGACGUUCUGGCUGUUUAUGGAUACCAACUUCCAAGUGCUGGAGUCGACUAUAAACAGUUUUGUACCGAUGGCGCUUACACCAUUUUUCCUACUCACAUGGUUCAUGGUCAACGUCUCGGCCUGUAUCUUCCCCUUCGAGCUUAUGUCUGGAUUCUACCGCAUCGGAUACGCAUUCCCUGCUCACGCUCUUUGGAUCGUUCUGAUCGAAGUUUGGUCCGGAUGCGGCAACUACCUGCACAUCGGUCUUCCCGUUCUGUUUGCUUGGUGGGUGGUGGGACACGUCACGGCCGUGUUUAGCAUCAGGAAGAGAUGUCUGGCGCAGGCGGCGGCACCACAAGCUGCUGCUGCCACUGAGGGGAAGGAGGAGUAA